GCGCUGUCUCCUCCUUUGCAGGCCUGGGAAGAGGAGGAGGAGGAGAAAGACAAGGCAGAGCAGCAGCCAGAAGGGAAGGCAGAGGGAGAGAUGCCGAGCAAGAAGAAGAAAUACAACGCCCGCUUCCCCCCGGCCCGGAUCAAAAAGAUCAUGCAGACGGAUGAGGAGAUCGGCAAAGUGGCAGCGGCCGUCCCUGUGAUCAUAUCCCGAGCGCUGGAGCUCUUUCUGGAAUCCUUACUGAAAAAUGCCUGUCAUGUGACGCAGUCCAGGAACGCCAAGACCAUGACAACAUCACACCUGAAGCAAUGCAUAGAGCUGGAGCAGCAGUUUGACUUUCUGAAGGACCUGGUUGCCUCCGUCCCGGACAUGCAAGGAGACACCGAGGACAACCACAUGGAGGGAGAGAAAGUGUCCAGGAGGGGCCGGAAACCAGGCAGCGGACGGAAGAAUGGCGGCACAGCGGGCAAAGGAAGGGAUGCCAAGCAGUCUGGCACUGAUUCGGAGCAAGAGGAUGAUUCAGAAGACAGCGAGAGCAACGGAGAAGAGGAAAUGUCCCAGCCGACCCCCGCCAUGCGACCCACUACACACCUCUCCACCACCCCAGUGCCGUAUCUCCCCUUCUCGGCCCCGCCGGUUCCCACAAUCCCCCUCGCCGUCCCGGCUCCGACGGCGUCCCUCUCGGCGGCCCCUCCGCCCGCUCCGCUUGCGCCGGUCAAGGAGGACGACGAAGAGGAAGACUACGAUUCCUAACCCUGAGUCCGUUUCAGCUGCUGCCACUUUUGGGGGACGGGGCGGGAGAGGGUCGGGGGGGGGGGUCGUACCACCGGGUUUGUUUUGGACUGGGCCGUUCUUAAAUUUAUUAAAAAACACGAAACUCUGAGCGUGGGAUUCUUUCUCCCUUGUUCCCUUUUUCCUCCGUUCCCAAUGAAGAAAUUGGAUGGCAUCCUUGUUUUGGUCCCCUGCCUUUUUUUUCCUUCGAAAGAGAGGUUGUAAAGCAAAUUGGGUUGUUUUUUUUAAAAUUUGUCAUUAAAAAAGAACAACGAAGGAA
This is a messenger RNA of Anolis sagrei ordinatus, 1048 nucleotides long. Lineage: Eukaryota; Metazoa; Chordata; Lepidosauria; Squamata; Anolidae. The record is from RefSeq and is a predicted model, not a curated record.